ACAAGACAAGGGAUUUUCAAGAGCUGCAUCAUCUCGCUGAUGUCGACUGGUAACCGUAAUUUAUUUCUUAAAAUCAAAGGGGCUUCGUAAAAUAUUGAAUGAGGAGCACCUUCGUAAUUCUAGCAAUUUCAAGAGCGAUAAAUGAUAAUUGUAGCGGAUUAUGCGGUCCAUAUAUACACGAGACCGGUCCACCCUCCGGCCAUAGCAAGUGCUGCUUCUCUUCUCUCGCCGCCGGCCGAUCAUUUCCCCCGCCGUCCUCUUCUUCGUGAAGAUCUCCAUCCCUCUCCCCUCCACAGGAAAAAUUAAUGCAGGAUCUCCCACCCUUCCACGGGCGUAUCUUCGGUGGUGGCGGAGUGGGAGGCGCCGCCGCGACAGGCCGAGGAGGCGGGCUCGUCUGCUACCCGACGUUGCCUUCCCGGCAGGAUCAACCGUCCCUUCCGCCCGUGAAGUGUCCGCGAUGCGACUCCACCAACACCAAGUUCUGCUACUACAACAACUACAACCUCUCCCAGCCCCGCCAUUUCUGCAAGGCCUGCCGCCGAUACUGGACCAUGGGUGGUGUGCUCCGCAACGUCCCAGUCGGCGGCGGAUGUCGCAAGUCCAAACGCCCUUCCAAAUUUACCUCGCCUACUUCCUCCAACAAGAACCCGUCCCGUCGCCGCAACCCCCUCUCCGCCGUCAGAUCCAGCGUCGACGACUCCACCGCCGCAGGAUCCGCCACAUCGGACCCCUCCACCUCCGAACCCUUGCCCGAUCCCUCCCUCCUCGCCUCCCAAAUCUGCGUCCCAAACCAUAAUCCCCAGUUAGGGAAAAUAACCAACGCGGAUCUGCCACUCCCAGCACCAAACAUCUUCGAAACCCAGUCCGCCGGUGGCUUCGCGACGACUCCAUCGCCGCUCCUAGGGUUUAUCUUUCCGGACCCAUCGACGGAACGAGACAAGGCUGAGGCGGCGGUCAUCGGCCCGGGCUUCGCAGAUCGAGCGGUUCCGGUGGAUCGGCAGCCCGCCGGCUCUUCCGGCUGCCUACCAUCUCCAUAUUGGGACGGCCCAGUCGAACCCACAUUGUUCGAUCUCACCGGAACCGUCGAUCCUUCAUCAUACUGGAAUCAGAGCCAUUGGUCCGACGCCGACGCCCAAUAUCUUCAGCGCCUGGAGCGGCUGUUGGUGAGGAGCAGCACAUGGGCUUGGCUGUUGCCUUUAACACGCCAUUAAUGCUGCCGUACUUAAGAAGAUAUUCUCGUUGGCUGAUGCGUGAAUAUACGGCAAUUUUUAGAGGGCGCAUUAAAGUUUGGAAAUGCGCGACCCUCUUUUCUAUUGUACCCUUAGUUAAUGCUUACAUAUGAUGGCAUUAGUUUUAAAAAAUCAGUAAAUCUUGUCGGUUUGAUUA
Messenger RNA from Zingiber officinale, 1386 nucleotides. Its product is annotated as dof zinc finger protein 4-like. The coding region runs from base 306 to 1211 and encodes 301 amino acids. Gene Ontology annotation, molecular function: DNA binding; DNA-binding transcription factor activity. Gene Ontology annotation, biological process: regulation of DNA-templated transcription. The record is from RefSeq and is a predicted model, not a curated record. The transcript is spliced from 2 exons. NCBI's taxonomy places the organism in Eukaryota, Viridiplantae, Streptophyta, Magnoliopsida, Zingiberales, Zingiberaceae.